AUGGGAAAACUGAAGGUGAAAUCUUCAUGUGAAUCUUUCCAAGAAGCCAUCCCCAGCCUCAAACCAGCAGGCUUCUCCCACCACAACCCCACCUCGAGGAGGAUUAAUUCCCUCUCCAGUGCCUUCACCACCUCCACCAUGUCCUCCUUUUCUCUAUCAGCUGAGCCUGAGGAAAAUCCCAACGACCUCCCGAAAGGUCCGAUAAGCUCCGCCAGGUUCUUCUUCUCUCCCUGCACUACCAAAUCCAUAAUGGAGGAAGCCAAAGCCGAGACCGACGUCCUAAAGAUGUCGCCUUUGGGCGAUCCAUGGCCGGAGACGGGGGCGACGGCGGGGGUCGAGAAGGCCUCAUUCCAUGAAGAGAGUGUGGCGCUAUCCAUGGCGUCGGAUGACCCGUAUCACGACUUCAGAGCGUCGAUGGAGGAGAUGGUGGAGGCGCACCAGCUGAGGGAGUGGCCUCGCCUCCAGGAACUGUUGCAUUGCUACCUCAGGCUUAAUGAAAAGAAGAACCACAAGAUUAUAGUGAUGGCAUUUGUGGAUUUGCUCGUGCAACUUGUGUCUCAAGAUAAAGAAGGCUUCUCUGCGUGCUUUCCCACUCUAGCUACCACAACAUGAUUGCUGAGAGUUUCUCUCUCUCUCUCUCUCUUUCUUUUUUGCUUCCUUUUCUCCUCCUUUUUUCCUUUUAUGCUACAUGGUUUAAUGAUCAUGCCUCUUUUUC
Molecule: messenger RNA, 715 nt
Organism: Phoenix dactylifera (date palm)
Lineage: Eukaryota; Viridiplantae; Streptophyta; Magnoliopsida; Arecales; Arecaceae
Source: RefSeq, a predicted model, not a curated record